GGCUUUCGUAUCUUCUCGUCGUUUGCGAAAAACAACAAAAUACUAUUAUUGAGUUUGCUGUUUGCGAACCUAAUAAUGACUCGCUCGAACAACGUGCUCUCUUUUUACUUGCUAACGAAAUUAGCGGAGGUCGUGGUUGCAAAGUGCUAAUUCAGCUGGAGGAGCUGACGAAAUUAGACUCUGAGAAGAGUGCAAUAUUCAACUACAACCUGGUCCGAGGCACCCAUCCUACCUGGUCCGAAGGACAGGUAAUUCGUACGUGAUUGGUGUUUCCCGAAGGAACAUCAACUUACCAGACAAAGCGUUGUUCAACAUUGUAGUAUCAGACAGAGGCGGUCUGCUGCAGCACUUGAACUAGUGGCCUAGGGAUUUAGGCGUCGACCUCUUCACCUACCACCUUGUAGCAAGGCAAAGAAGGCGGCUCUCAGCCUGUCUGCCAAGAAGCUGGGAAGGACAGAUUUCCCGUGGUGCGGCUUUGUAGACAUUUUACAAAACGGUACUUAAUGUUUACUGUUUUCUAAAUCUAUCUUGUGACUACUUUUUACUUUUUCGUCUUACGGUGCAUGAACAUGAUUUUCUUCUUGCUCCUACGAAAAUUUCAUGAGCAUUUUCCCUCGAAUUUAGUGUGCUGGUCCUUCCAUCAUCAUCAAUGAGUUUUCUCGUCCGUAUAUCAGGUAGUAUCUGACGAGUUUGACGUUUUGGGAUCGAUAAUUGAACGGCAGCUGGAUUUUAUCCUCGGAAACGGAACCUGGGCAAAUGGGAGUCGUGGCGGACCACAG
This is a messenger RNA of Amoebophrya sp. A25, 779 nucleotides long. The record is from the annotation of a GenBank genome assembly. NCBI's taxonomy places the organism in Eukaryota, Dinophyceae, Syndiniales, Amoebophryaceae.